AUGAAGUCAACAAAAAAUAAAGGCCGUGGUGCAAAAACUGUAUUGGAGGUCAUCAACGAAUGUAAAAGAGAAAAAAGCGAUUUUCACUCGCAUUUAUCGAAGUCGUUUGGAACUGGUUUGAAUCUGACCAAUUUGGAUUUGUCUUCCAAUGGUAUUAGUGAUGCGGGUGCUACAUGUAUUGCUGAGGCAAUCAAAGUGAACAAGACGCUAACCAAUUUGGAUUUGCGAAGCAAUGGAAUUAGUGCUACGGAUGCUACAUGUAUUGCUGAGGCAGUCAAAGUGAACAAGACGCUAACCAAUUUGUAUUUGUCUAAGAAUGAUAUUAGUGAUGCGGGUGCUACAUGUAUUGCUGAGGCAAUCAAAGUGAACAAGACGCUAACCAAUUUGGAUUUGUCUAGGAAUCGUAUUAGUGAUGCGGGUGCUAGGUGUGUUGCUGAGGCAAUCAAAGUGAACAAGACGCUAACCAAUUUGAAUUUGUCUUACAAUGGUAUUAGUGAUGCGGGUGCUACAUGUAUUGCUGAGGCAAUCAAAGUGAACAAGACGCUAACCAAUUUGGAUUUGGGAAUCAAUGGUAUUAGUGGUGCGGGUGCUACAUGUAUUGCUGAGGCAAUCAAAGUGAACAAGACGCUAACCAAUUUGGAUUUGGGAAUCAAUGGUAUUAGUGAUGCGGGUGCUACAUGUAUUGCUGAGGCAAUCAAAGUGAACAAGACGCUAACCGAUUUGGAUUUGCGAAGCAAUGGUAUUAGUGCUGCGGGUGCUACAUGUAUUGCUGAGGCAAUCAAAGUGAACAAGACCCUAACCAAUUUGUAUUUGUCUUUCAUGUCUUUCAAUGGUAUUAGUGAUGCGGGUGCUACAUGUAUUGCUGAGGCAAUCAAAGUGAACAAGACGCUAACCAAUUUGGAUUUGCGAAGCAAUGGUAUUAGUGAUGCGGAUGCUAGGUGUAUUGCUGAGGCAAUCAAAGUGAACAAGACGCUAACCAAUUUGUAUUUGUGGGAUAAUGGUAUAAGUGAUGCGGGUGCUACAUGUAUUGCUGAGGCAAUCAAAGUGAACAAGACGCUAACCAAUUUGGAUUUGUCUGAGAAUCGUAUUAGUGAUGCGGGUGCUACAUGUAUUGCUGAGGCAAUCAAAGUGAACAAGACGCUAACCAAUUUGGAUUUGUCUGAGAAUCGUAUUAGUGAUGCGGGUGCUACAGGUAUUGCUGAGGCAAUCAAAGUGAACAAGACGCUAACCAAUUUGGAUUUGUCUGAGAAUCGUAUUAGUGAUGCGGGUGCUACAUGUAUUGCUGAGGCAAUCAAAGUGAACAAGACGCUAACCAAGUUUGAUUUGUCUUAGAAUGGAAUGUCUUGCUGAGGCAAUUAAAGCAGGGUUUAAACAACUUUGAAGUAGAAGGGCACUGCCUUUAAAGUAGGCAGGUACCUUUGAAAAUUGAGGGCCGAAGGCCUGAACCUCUAGGGGGUCCCAAGAAACGCAUUUUCCUGCAAUCUAGAGAAAAAAAUCUUUCUGCAAUGAUGCAUACUUAAUCUAUUAUAAUAAAAAAGAAUGGUACUCUGGGAGAAUUUGUUUAUUUCACUGUUGUUUUCGGAGCCUCUUUUUAUCCUACAGUUACAAGUUAAAGGCGCAUUUCCAACUUUGAUGCAACUCGCGCCGCGACCCAAUUUCCUGUAACACGAAAUUUCCAGAUCACUGAAAACCUUCUAAAAUCGUCUUUCUCAAGAGCCAUCCUGAACAUAUAGUCAACAGUUUUACGGUAAAUACAUUCGCCGUUCGUUAUUUCACUGUUUCCUUACAGUAUUUUGAAUUUAGUCUUGAAGAAUCCUAAGAAAAAAUUUUUUAAGUGUCACGCCUGGAGCUCUUCGUACUCUGUGAAGAGUCGGCGAAAAGGACAAUAUUCAAAUUUUUUCACUUUCUAGAAGCGCUUGAGGAUUCUAAAUGAAGACAAAAUACUUCCGAUAGAAACUGGUAUUUUUCACAGAGAAAUAUGGAAAAAUAUCAGACUGCCGGACGUUUAGUUAUUUGAAGACCGUGUCCGGUAGUGUCUGGUGAAAAUUUUCUUAGUGUCACGCUUGGAUCUCUUCGUACUCUGUGUACAAGGUCAGCGAAACGGAGAACGUUGGCAUUUUUUUCACUUUUUAGAAGCGCUUGAGGAUUGUAAAUGAAGGUAGAAUAUUUUCCAAUGAAAAAAAAUUAGUAUAUUUCAAAGAGAAAUAUGGAGUUGUUUGAGGACCAUGUCCAGCCGUGUCACUGAAAUUUUAAGCGCUUGGAUGGCUUCGUACUCUGUAUACAGGGUUAGCGAGAAACAUCAAGUUCGAAAUUUUAGGCUGCCUAGAAGCGCUUGAGGAUUGUACAUAAAGGUAGAAAAUUUUCACAUAAAUAUAUUUUUGGAUUUCGAAGAGAAAUAUGGAAAAAUAUCGCACUGCCGGACGCUUAAUUAUUUUAAGUGUAGUCACACAUUGCAGGAACUCGAACGUCAGCGAUACUGACAGUUUGCAUUACAAUUCUUAUUUACUGCUUUGCAUGGACAACAACCCCGACCACUCUUUCGAGCGCAAGUUCCUCUCCACGGGCAGGAAACUUCAACUGACUUAGUCCUAUUUAACAAAGAUGGCAAACUUCAAUUAAAAAAAACUGAUGAAUGAAAACGUGGUGGAUCAACAUUUUCACCUUCGAAAUGCACGCAAGGAUUUUCGCGUUUGUCUUUAGCAACAACCAAUCCAUAAGCGUUUACUGCCUCGGAAUCUACUAAAUCAAUAGAUUCAUCCAAUUCUAUACCGGAUUAAAACGUAUAGAACUGUCUUAAACAGAAUUAUUUAGAUAAACUCUUCAAAUUCAUCGGAGAAAACGCAGAAAGUAUUUUGAGACGUGACAAGGUAAAAAUAACUGACCAAUCAGAGGCGCUAUUGAAACAAAAGCGGUGGUUAAAACAAAAACAAACGACCGCGUUGCAUCAAGGUUGGAAAUGGGCCUUUAAAUUCAGCCUAUAAAGUGAUAAAGUGUGAAACUGACACUUUAAGUAGUUUAUGAAAACUCAAAGUCUGAGCUGCAAUCAGUCUUCGGCAUCCAAAUCUGGCAGCUCCAAGGCUUUGGAGAUUUCCUCUACCUCUUCCUCAACAGAAUAGAAUAACUGGGCGUCAUAAUCAGUUGCCUGUACACCAACAUCAUGUACAAUUACCACAGGAACAUCCUCAUCUGCAGAUCCUGGACCCGGUGGUGGUGCUGUGUUGAAAACCUUCGGAGGGCGCUUGCGACGAGGUUUAGCUGCCAACCAGGACGAAAUAGCCCCCUACUGCUUGGCCAUUGAUCAAAAUGUGGAGAAGAGUGUUAAGCAUGUCAUUCUGCAUUCUACUGCGGAGUCUGGUUAAGUUUUGAGAAGCUUCAAAGCACUUGCUCCUCUCUAAGGCCACACAUCUGACACUGAAAGGGAGACCACUGCAUUUGCGUAAAGUGAACAAGACGCUAACCAAUUUGGGUUUCACUUACGAUGCUAUUGGUGAUGAGAGUGCUACAUCGAUUGCUGAGGUAAUCAAAGUCAACAAGACGCUAACCAAUUUGAAUUUGUAUGGCAAUUGUAUGAGUGAUCCUGAUGCUACGUCUAUUGCAGGGAAAAUUAAAGUCAACAAGACUCUGACCAAUUAA
Messenger RNA from Pocillopora meandrina, 3633 nucleotides. NCBI's taxonomy places the organism in Eukaryota, Metazoa, Cnidaria, Anthozoa, Scleractinia, Pocilloporidae. The record is from the annotation of a GenBank genome assembly.